AGCUUAUAGAAACGGUUGGAGAGACACAAACACACACUCACACUCGGCCUCUGCGGAGCGCCUGAUGCUGCGGGGAUUCCGCCUCUUUCUCCGCUUACAACAUGGAUUUCAACGUGAGGAAACUCGCUUCAGAUGCUGGAAUAUUCUUCUCUCGGGCUGUUCAGUUCACAGAGGAGAAACUGGGACAGGCUGAGAAGACCGAGCUGGACACUCACUUUGAGAAUCUGCUGUCCAGAGCUGACUGCACCAAAAACUGGACCGAGAAGAUCUACAGACAGACUGAAGUUCUGCUGCAGCCAAACCCUGGUUCUCGAAUCGAAGAGUUCCUGUAUGAAAAGCUUGACCGGAAGGUUCCACCGCGGGCCACUAAUGGAGAGAUAUUAGGACAGUUCAUGCUGGAGGCAGCGAAGGAGUUUGGACCAGGAACCCCGUAUGGAAGCACCCUGAUCAAAGUGGGCGACUGCCAGAGGAGACUGGGUGGCGCUGAGAGAGAGUUUCUGCAGACGUCUUCCAUCAGCUUCCUCACACCCCUGCGCAACUUUCUGGAGGGAGACUGGAGGACCAUUUCUAAAGAGCGGCGGCUCCUGGAGAACCGGCGCUUGGAUCUCGACGCCUGUAAAGCUCGACUCAAGAAGGCCAAAGCAGCAGAGGCCAAAGCGGCGUGUGAGGGAGAAGCUGCUCCAGACUUUCAAGAGACCAGGCCGCGUAAUUAUGUGCUGUCUGCCAGUGCAUCUGCGCUCUGGAAUGAGGAGCUUGAUAAAGCGGAGCAUGAAUUGCGUGUCGCUCAGACAGAGUUUGACAGACAGGCUGAGGUCACCAGACUGCUCUUGGAGGGCAUCAGCAGCACACACGUGAAUCAUCUGCGCUGCCUUUGUGAGUUUGUGGAAGCGCAGACAGUGUAUUACAACCAGUGCCACAAAUACAUGCAGGAGCUGCAGAGAGAGCUGGGCAGUUCCAGUGGAGACAUAAGAUGCCCCGACUCAUUGGAGGUGAAUUCCCACGCCGUCGGCAGCCCCACAGACCCGUCCGCCUUCCUGCCACUUAAUUCUCCAUCUCCAGACACAGACGCUCUUCAGAUUGAAGAAGUGCAGCCGCCCGCCAGCGGCACACGCAAGGCCAAAGUCCUGUAUGCCUACGACGCUGGAGAUUCCAGUGAGCUCUCGCUGCUGGCUGAUGAGCUCAUCACAGUGUACACAGUGCCUGGAAUGGACUCUGAUUGGCUGAUCGGAGAGAGAGGAAACCAGAAGGGGAAGGUGCCUGUUACAUAUCUGGAGCUGUUGAGCUAAAGAGGCGAGAAACAAACACACACUCUUCCACGUACUGACACACAGUUUCCAGCUUUAACACCCAAACAGAAUCAUGGACUCUUAUGAGAACAACCCAUUUAGUGAAAAGCAAACUGUUGUGUGUUUACAUGCAUGUCAGGGGGCUUCGUUUCUGUUUGACUUCAAUAUUUAAGAUUCACAAUGUCUUUGAGAGUUUUGACAUGAUUUCGGAGAAGCUCAUGAAUAUUGACAGACAUUGAGUGGGAAUCAGGUCAUCACAGUAAUAUUAAAAUCCGUAUUUAUUUAGUAUUUUUUAAUAUUGAACAUCAAACCC
This is a messenger RNA of Megalobrama amblycephala (Wuchang bream), 1599 nucleotides long. It is a transcript of the gene sh3glb2a, whose product is annotated as SH3-domain GRB2-like endophilin B2a. Gene Ontology annotation, molecular function: protein binding. Gene Ontology annotation, biological process: membrane organization. Gene Ontology annotation, cellular component: membrane; cytoplasm. Lineage: Eukaryota; Metazoa; Chordata; Actinopteri; Cypriniformes; Xenocyprididae. The transcript has 13 exons. Bases 102 to 1286 code for a protein of 394 amino acids. The record is from RefSeq and is a predicted model, not a curated record.